GCAACGGGUGAGCUCGGCUCUCGCGUCUUUAAGAACCUGAUCACGCUCGUCCCAGGCACUGACGUCAUUAUCUCGCUGUACAAUCCCAAGGGUGCAACGCCCGAAAUUCAGAGAUCAGGUGUUGAAGUACGCCAGGGCGACUUCUCCAAGCCCGAGACCCUUGACGAAGCCUUCAAGGGGGGCGAUAAACUCCUCAUCGUCUCUUACCCUUCCAUCGCGUACGACAUCCGCGUCAACAGCCACAAGGCCGCCAUCGACGCGGCGAAGCGUGUUGGCGUCAAGCAUGUGUAUUACACGAGCCUGAUGUUCGCGGACGAUAGUAAGGCGGCGGUUAUGCAGGCCCACCUUACGACGGAGAAGUAUCUGAAAGAGAGUGGCUUGAUUUACACCAUCAUCCGGGAGGGCAUUUAUUGCGAGAGCUACCCGCUGUACUUUGGGUAUUGGAGGUUUGGCAACCCCGAAAAUGAGGUGAAGAUCCCGCACGGAGACGGAGGGGUUGCUUGGGUUUGCAGAGACGAUCUUGGUGAAGGAACGGCGAAGUUGAUGGACACACACAAGAACGAGACCGUCCUAUUCACAGGAUCGAAGGCAAUCACGCUCUCUGAGCUUGCUGGUAUCAUCUCGAACCUCGUGAAGAUAGACCCUCCAUUGCAGCUGAAGAUCGUUUCGGAAGACGAGUACAUUGCUAGCAACCAGGGUGGAGAGGACUUCCUCAGGAAGUGGGCGACGACCUAUCCCGCUCUCGUCCGCGGCGAGCUGGCUGUCGUUGAUCCGCUCUUACGUCAAGUUUUGGGCAGGGAUCUGAAGCCAUUUGAGGAAACACUGAAGGAGGAACUA
Phanerochaete carnosa HHB-10118-sp is the source of this 837-nucleotide messenger RNA. RefSeq lists its product as uncharacterized. Lineage: Eukaryota; Fungi; Basidiomycota; Agaricomycetes; Polyporales; Phanerochaetaceae. The record is from RefSeq and is a predicted model, not a curated record. The transcript is spliced from 3 exons. The annotation marks the transcript as partial.